AUGUUAGCCGAAGUUGCAGAAUAUGAAGAUCACUAUCAUAGCGAAGAAGAAAAUGAUGUUGCUCACUAUUAUCAUGAAUAUGAUGAAUAUGAAGAAGAAAGAGAGGAGGAAAAUUACGAUUACGACGAUAAUAACGAUCAGGAAUAUGGUGAAAAGAACGACGAAGAUUACGAUGACGAAGAUUAUAAUGAGGAAGAAUAUGAUCAUAAUGCCAACGAUAACGAGCAUCCGCCAAUGCAGGAAGAUACACUCCAGUUAUUCGUGGUGGGGGUGAAGGCAAGUAUUACAACUGAAAUGCUGGACGCUUACUUUGCACAGUUUGGCCGGGUUCUGCACUUGCAUAUGGCCAAGAAUUCCUCAACACACAUGCAUGGCGGAAAUGGUUAUGUCAUCCUGCGUACGGCGCUCGACGCACAUACUAUCCUUGACAGAGACCAUCAGGUCGGUGGAAGGAGAAUCUAUGUUCAGGAACGCAAUGCCUCCUGCAGUAGCCAAGACGGUUCCACGAGGUUUGUUAUUCAUAAGGGUUGCCUGCCUGCAUGCUCUUACUUUUCCAUUAUCCACAGGAAUUCUCGACUUCACUAUAACCACAUCUGA
Molecule: messenger RNA, 597 nt
Organism: Dibothriocephalus latus
Lineage: Eukaryota; Metazoa; Platyhelminthes; Cestoda; Diphyllobothriidea; Diphyllobothriidae
Source: the annotation of a GenBank genome assembly